This is a messenger RNA of Salvelinus namaycush (lake trout), 1444 nucleotides long. It is a transcript of the gene cgrrf1, whose product is annotated as cell growth regulator with ring finger domain 1. The transcript has 6 exons. Gene Ontology annotation, biological process: negative regulation of cell growth. The record is from RefSeq and is a predicted model, not a curated record. Bases 126 to 1151 code for a protein of 341 amino acids. Lineage: Eukaryota; Metazoa; Chordata; Actinopteri; Salmoniformes; Salmonidae.
GCAGAUGGUGCACUGGCCACCGUAGUUGAAAGACGGAAGUAACUGCUUUGAAGUAUACGAAUAUUGUUUUCUCCACGGGUUUAAUCAUACAUUCGUUUAUUUAUCUUCAGCCAAGAUAAAAAAAAAUGGCAGCGGUGUUUCUAAUUACGUUGUAUGAAUAUUCUCCAUUAUUUUACAUUACUGUCAUAUCGUUAUGUUUCGUUGUUACCGCCGCCAUGGUCCUCGGCUGGUUUGGUUUCGAUGUCCCAGUGAUUCUCCGCAGCUCUGAUGAGACUGAGUCAGUCGUGCUUGCCCCAGAGAAGAGGAUGGUUCAGGUGACCAACCCCUUUGCCCUAGAGAUGGGGUCCUCUGGGGUGGCCUCUGUGACUGAGGGUGUGUCCCUGCUUCCAUGCUGCCUGGAGCCUUGUGUGCUGAGUUGUUACUGGGGUUGUGGUGUCCAUGCCCUACAGGGGGCGCUACAGACCCACCAACACGGCCCCAGUAAGCUCGCCACGCCACAUCUGUUCCAGGAAGCUCUGCACUUCCAGUACCACCACUGCCAAAGCUUCCAUAUCAAUGGAGAGGACAGAGAGGAGCAUUAUACCAAGAUGCCAGCCGAUAUGGGGAUCACUGAUUUCGGGCUUUUGCCACGGGAACGCUACCCCGUAGUGGCUGUCCUCACACUGGCCGAAUCUGAAGCAAGGGACACGUACAACAUUGUCGCCAGCGUCACAGUGGUUCACGUUCCAGAUGACAAAUACAGCCUGUCGGCACGGAUCCUGUUUCAAUAUCUUCUCACGGCACAAGGGAACAUGUAUGAGUUGAAGCCACUAUUUAUGUCAGCCGAGAGCAAGGGGUUGUCGGAGGCGACUGACUCCGACCGUAGCACAGAGGCACCACCAGAAACACAGAAAAGAGAACCCGGAAAGGAUGAAAAGGAGAAGAUGCCAGGAAUGGAAGAUGAAGAGGAGGAUUGGUCAGAGGGAAAAGGCAAAGACUGUGUGGUGUGUCAGAAUGCACCUGUUAACCGUGUUCUGCUGCCCUGCAGGCACGCCUGUGUGUGUGACGGCUGUGUCCAUCGCUUCCAACACUGCCCCAUAUGCAGAGCUUUCGUAUUAGAGUCCUUUGCCCUGUUCCAGCAGCCCCAUAUGGAGGAGGUAGAGGAAGAAUGAACUGUAAUGUAGCAGGUCAAUAUUACCAGUAUUUAUAAUGUCAACGUAGUAAUGUUACUCAUUGGAGUAGCUCUACAGGCUACUGAUAGGAAGGAAUGGUGUCCAAAAAGUGCAUGCUGAUUGUCACGAUGGAUGCUGUUCCAACACAGAUACAUUAGUACAAUUUCAACAGAAUCAAAGUGUUUAUAGAAUGGAUGAUAUGGUUUCACAUUGAGGUGUGUUUUAUUGGACAUUUCCAACUGAUUUAUGGCUAUGUGAGCAUAUGAUCUAGAAUAAAAAGAAACGCACACCUA